UCUUUCAAGCUCCAGAUUGUAAAGGGUUCCUGGGUGAGCAGUGGGUCCCUGUCCCCAUCUCCAGGGGCUUUUGGAUGGGACGUUGCUCUGGAAGGAGCCAUGGACCUCUGGCUUUGGUCACUUUGCUUCCUGCCAGUGGCUGGGGCUCUGAGGAACCUCCCAGAAGUAAAGCUGGAGGGAAUUCUGGGUAGCUCCAUUACCAUUGAGUGCCCGCUUCCUCAAAAGCAUGUGAGGUUGUAUCUGUGCCGGGAAGUGGCUGAAUCUGGAGUAUGUUCCACCGUCGUGUCCAGCAAGAAUUUCGUCAAGGAAGAAUACAAGCACCGAGUCACCCUGAAGCCAUAUCCAGAUCAGAAUGUGUUCCUAGUGGAGGUGACAGAGCUGACCAAGAGUGACAGCGGAGUCUAUGCCUGUGGGACAGGCAUGAACACAGACCGGGGCAAGACCCAGCAGGUCACCCUGAGUGUCCACAGUGAGUAUGACCCAUUCUGGGAAGACGAGCUGAUGCCUGAGCCUCCAAGAUGGUUUCAUAAAUUUUUACAUAGACCGAUGCCCCCUUGGUUCCAGAUGCCUGCACAUGCCGAUUCUCUUGAAUUCAUACCUAAAGCUACCCCACCAGCUCAAAGGACUGAGGCUCCUCCAGCAACCCACCCCUCCCCCACCACCCAAAUCUCUCACCACCUUCAAGUUUCCAGAGCAUCUUCAGUAGCAGUUACCAAGCCCCCAACCUUCCUGCCAUCUACCACCACAACCUCAAAGACCUCAACUCCGGGGGUGCUUCGUAGGCUCCAGACGGCCAGCUACAACUACCACAGCAGGCUUCACAGGCAGAGAGCCUUCCACCAAGGCCCGGUGUCUGGGAUGGAAGACCAAGGAUUUCACAUCCUGGUGCCCACCGCCCUGAGCCUCAUCCUGCUGGCGCUUGUUGGACUGUUGGUGAAAAGGGCCAUUCAAAGGAGGAAAGCCGUCUCCAGGCGGGUCCGCCGAGUGGCGGUGAGGAUGCGCGCCCUAGAGGCGUCCCAGCGGCCCCCGCAGCAGCGGCGCCGCGCGUCGCAGCCGCCACGCUCCCAGAACAUCUACAGCGCCUGCCCGCGGCGUGCUCGGGCGGCGGACGCUGCAGGUGAGCGGGAGGCUCCUCUCGCAGGCCCUGGAGCGUCAGCACCCCCGGCCGCGCAGCAGGUAAUGGAAACUCUCUGGCUCCAUGCCCCAUCUCUGAAGACCAGCUGUGAAUAUGUGAGCCUCUACUACAAGCCUGUUGCCAAAGCAGAGGACACUGAUUCAGAUGACUAUGUCAAUAUUCCCUGCCUGACUCACCUGUCCCACUGUCCCCCUGGGCCCAGACCUUGGUGCCAAUGAGUCUUGUCUAUCUGCUGGUUUCCAAUACCUCCUCUGUUUUUGGAGCCCUUAUUACCUCCCACACUAAUCUUAAGUCUUGUUCCUGUCUCUCCUGAACAUAGCUCUGUACCCCCUCCUGUUUCUUCUUGCACACCUCUACAGCCCUCUGUGGUUUUCAGGUGGGCUCUGGGCAGGCAGAGUAUUUGUCCCUGUGCUACCUGCUUCCCUUCCAAGCCAAUGGGAUUUGCAGAGUGUCUUUGAUCACAGGGUCUUUGCUGCCCUGGGUCUAGACACAUGGCAUCAGACUGGAGGAUAGACAUAAGUGUUGCUUCGGGGGACUUUCUCAGUCUUGGGCCUCAUACCAGUCAAAGGCCCCCAGACCGCCUCAUGAGGGCAUGCCUCAGGCCUGUGAGCUAGGAAGGGGCCUGGUAUGAAAUGCCCCUGGCAACAUCUUUGCCCUGAUCGUAGGGCUGGCUCUUACUAGUGAGCUUCUAUUCAUCUUGAGUCCUAUGAUAAGGACAUUUCAUUUUGAGAUGACAAUAAAGGGUUAUAAAUUUUCAGAACCAUG
Messenger RNA from Herpailurus yagouaroundi (jaguarundi), 1900 nucleotides. RefSeq names its product Fc mu receptor (gene FCMR). NCBI's taxonomy places the organism in Eukaryota, Metazoa, Chordata, Mammalia, Carnivora, Felidae. The transcript is spliced from 8 exons. The coding region runs from base 100 to 1353 and encodes 417 amino acids. Gene Ontology annotation, molecular function: transmembrane signaling receptor activity. The record is from RefSeq and is a predicted model, not a curated record. Gene Ontology annotation, cellular component: plasma membrane.